UCUGUGUGUUACGUUUAGGGAAGUUGCACAAUUUCGGAAAACACAGGUUACUUGUGUGUUUGUGUGAAAUCAGUAAACCAGUGGAGGAGAGUAAACAUAAGAUGUGUGUCGGUUGUUGAACAUGUCGGUGUGACUGCAGGAUCAACUUUGGUCGGUACUGUAUCUCGCACCAUGAAUAACACGGUAACUUCCGCUACUUACCUCCGGAACAUGAGCUACAGUUCCCGGCGCAGGUUGUCGGACUUCCUGGAUCCUCAGGACAGGUGGAGAGACGUGGCGAUGUCCAUACGGAAGCCGAGCGGUGACAUGCGGUACUCACAGCAACACAUCUGGAGGUUCCAGAGCCUGGUUGCUCAGGGCAGGAGUCCCACAGAGGAGCUGUUGAAUGACUGGGGAACCACCAACUGCACAGUGGGGGAACUCGUGGACAUUCUGAAGAGUCACAGGUUACUGGCUGCUGCUUCUGUUCUACUUCCUGUGGAGGAGGCCUCUUCAGAAGAGCUGCAGCCAGCGUCUCCUCCAGCAGCACAAACAGAGAGUGAGGCUCCGACCAGACUCCUGGAGGAGAGACAGACUCAGUCGUCCCAUGUCAGCUCCAGUCAACAGCCAAAGACUCUGCGGGAGAGCAGUGAACCUCAGGACACAGUCUAUGGUCCCUCCUCAGGUUUCUCCAGCUUCUUGUACAGUGAGCUGAUGGAGAUCACCAGCAACUUUGACGACCGUCCCAUGUCAGACGGCGGCAGCAGACUCGGAGAGGGAGGCUUCGGCACCGUGUACAAAGGACUCCUGAACGACAAACCUGUCGCAGUGAAAAAGUUGAAUCCAAUGGACAACACUUCGCUGGACGAGCUGCAGGCUCAGUUCUAUCAGGAGAUCCAAACUCUGAAAGUGUUGAAACACGAGAACUUGGUUGACAUGGUUGGGUUUUCCUGUGACGGACAGCACCCGUGUUUGGUGUACGCCUUCAUGGCCAAUGGAUCUUUGCUUGACCGACUUGCGUGCUUGAAUGAUAGUCCUCCACUGUCCUGGCGACAGAGAUGUGUGAUAGCAGAGGGGACGGCAAGAGGCCUGGAGUAUCUGCACAGUAACCAUCAUGUGCACAGAGAUGUUAAGAGUGCAAAUAUUCUGUUAGAUGUUAAUCUAGUGGCGAAGAUCUCAGACUUUGGUCUGACGAGAGCAUCAGACAAAUUGACGACCAUGAUGACGGACAGGGUCGUGGGGACCCGAGCAUACAUGGCGCCAGAGGCCCUCAGAGGAGAGAUCACACCAAAAUCUGAUGUCUUCAGCUUUGGAGUGGUGUUGCUGGAAAUAUUGUCUGGACUCCCGCCAGCCUGUGAUAACCAGGAGCAACAGUUCUUGAUGGAGAUUAGGUAUGAUAUAGACGACGAAGACGAGGACCUGACUCUGGAGGACAUUAUAGACAAAAAGAUGAGAGACUGGGAGCUGAGUCAGGUGGAGAACAUCUACUCUCUGGCCUGUAACUGCCUCCAUGAGAGGAAAAACAGACGACCACUCAUCAAUCAGGUGCUGUCAGAGCUCAAAGGGGUCGUUGAAAGCAUGUCACUGGAUUGUCAGGCAUAGCAUCACACAGAAGAUACAAGAUGUGAAAACCUGCCCCACUCAUUCAAUGCGGAAGAAAUGUUUCUUAAACAGAUUUCAAUUGUUUUUUGAUAAUUAUGACUGACAAAAUAUGUUUGCAUCAAUGUAUAUUUUGAAAGUAAUGUCAUCCUUUUUCCCUUUUUAUAAUAUACUAUAUUUCUGGUGAGCUCAGUUAAAACAGUUGUGCCAGUGCGACUGCUACAGAAGUAUCGCAGUACAAUGUACUAGAAUUGAGCAUAAGAUAUCAUAAGGUUUGGUGGCUCAAUACAUUUCCUGCCAUUGUCUCUCUUAUGUAUUUACUGUAAAAAGGAAUAAAAUGAAU
Molecule: messenger RNA, 1921 nt
Organism: Paralichthys olivaceus (Japanese flounder)
Lineage: Eukaryota; Metazoa; Chordata; Actinopteri; Pleuronectiformes; Paralichthyidae
Source: RefSeq, a predicted model, not a curated record